UAUCUUUCACUAAAAACUCAUAUAAACCCCACAGCUCUGACUUCGCCAUUAAUCUUUCUGGUUGCUUAAACUCUUUGAAGUCAUUUAUCCCGCUCAGGAGACAGGGCUUGCUUGCUUGUUCCAGGUGGUCCAGAAUAUCACGAAUAUGCCAGGCUUCCUGGUACACGGUCCUCCAGUGAGGCUAUGCAUGGGCGUAGCAUGUGUCCUGUCCCUUUGGAACACAGUGUCUGCUAUUAAAGAAGCAAAAAAGGAAAAGGUCAUGACCUUCCUACCUGCAACAGUGUCUGGAAAUGAAGUUAAGAAGGAGAAAGCUGGAACUCUCCUUAGUGCAACAGUGUCUGGCCUUGGAGGAGAGGAGAGGAAGGAAAAGGGGGUGGCAUUUCUGGACACCACAGAGCUGCCUGCAAGGUCGGUCGAUCUGUCAGAACUGAACCUGACAGAGCUAGUGAACGGGAUGCUGAGCAGAGCCUUGAAAGACAGCCAGAAAUUUUUCUCCUUGCUGAGCAUCACUUCCUACAGCUCCUUCGCUUUCCACAAGCUUUCUGUGACCAUUUACAACAUUUCUAACCUGAAGACGGUGGACCCAGCCAAAUUCCCUACACGGUACUGCUACUGUUUAAACAAUCGGACCAACGACCUGUCAGAUUUCACAGCCCUACUGGUGGACCUCAUUGGAAAUUCUACCAGCUACCUCACAGAGAUUUUUAAGUCAACCUCUAUCCUUUCAGUGAGUCAAACGAAUGAAUCCGACUGCACCUUCAUCUGUGUGAUGACAGGAAAGGCAGGAAGGAACCUUUCUGACUUCUGGGAGAUGGCGGAGAAAUCUCCUGUCAUCAAUUACACCUUUACCAGCAGCCUGUCUGGGGUUCUGGGUGCAGCGACCAGGGGGACAGCUGUGGCUUCGAAGCUCACACCUGCCAGCCAGGAGACACCACCAAGGACGAGCCCUGCACGCCGAGCCCAGAGCACCGGCGUGUCUGCUCUGAGAACCUCGCCCUGGACAGAGCCAACUCAUCCUUCAGAGGGAGGACAGCAGACCGUGAAUACAGACGGGCUGCCUGAGCUUCUCGCCAGGACCACGGCCGUGCCAGGCAGUGCCACUCCCGUGCUCCCAGCCUUGGCUACCAGGAGAGUGGCCGGAACUCCAUGGGUGACAGCCAACAGGCAGGCCUGGGCUUCUACGACACCAGUGCCCUGGGCUCAGACUGAUGGUGAGAAAACAGCUGGAGGGCCUCCUUGGGGAACACUUUCCUCUAUGUCAACAUUGCCUGCAGAGGCCGUGACCACAAGUGGCCCUUCUGGGCCUCCUGCUAGGACAGUGGCCACGCAUGGCAGCCCAUCCCAGACCAGCCCAACCUCAGGAACGUUCACCCCUGGCACACAGACUCCAAGUCCAACCAAGGCACCAGCCCCCAAAUAUCCACAGACAGGUGAUCUCCCUGCAGCAUGGCCAUUUACCCCUGGAGAAGAGCCAGCCCUGGUCCCAGGACCCCACCAAGUUCAAGUUUCAAGGUGUCCUCAGAGGCUCUUCAAAGAGGGGGCCAUGACAGCUGCUCCUCCCACCCUGGCCAAUCAGAAGCUCAACCCUUGCCUGAUGGAGCUGUGCCGCUUUCUACAGCAGUGCCUCUGCGUGAGCCACAGGAGGGACCCAAGGAUGGAGGCCAUGAGGUACUGUCUUGAAUACUAUUCCUGGUUUCUGAAGAAUGCAACAUACAUCUGUCAGAGGGUGAAAAGGGUGUCCCACUCACACACCUUAAAACAAAUAUGCCUUGAGAAUAUCUGCAAGUCUGUGUGAGGCCUUGAAAAAACAAUGGGACCUAACAGUCAGUUGGAUGACAUCGCCUCACCCAGGCCCAAGAUGGCGACAUUUGCAGAAUUCACCUAAGCUCCAGCUAGAUCAUCCAUUAAUUGAAAGUGGUUCUUUUUGAAAAUAGCGUUUUUUUUCUGUCCUGUGAAUCUGUGGAAGCUAUGGAAGGUGGAAGGCCACAUGAUAGAAGCGCCACAAUGAAUGCAGGAAUGCUAACUCCCCUGCCUGCUCCAAGGUCACAGAAACCUAAUAUCUAUGCUCAAGAAACUUCUAGGAUGAAUGCAGCAAUCGUAAGAAUGUAGAAAUGGCAGGUAGGGAGACACACUAGCGUGAACAACAAGCCAGUCUGGGCACUGGGACUGACACAGUACCUGACUUAAGUGACUUCAACUAGGGACUUUGAGAAGAAAACUGACCCCAUACUCUGCAGACACUCACGUAUGAUUUCUCUAUACAGUUAACUUAAACUUGGUCUGUGCAGCUAAUCAGACUUGCGGCAGCCAGAUAAUCUUCCAAGCCCCCAGAGUCAGAGGGGACGAGAACCUUCCCUAGAUUCCUCGUGGGUGUGUCCCACGGUAUUUGGGGGUCCCCAAGAGUACCCCCACCUGCAAUGAUUCACCAAUAGGAUUCACAGAACUCAGAAAAGUGGCUAUAUUCACAUUUACCACUUAUUAUAGCAAAAGGGUACAGAUCAAGAUCAGCAAAAGUAAAAGGUGCAGAGGGCAGGGUCCAGGACAACCCAGUUGUCCUCUCCAUGUGGAGUCGCAUGGACAGCAUUUAUCCUCCCAGGAAUGAUGCGUGACAACACGUACAGAGGAUCGUCAACCAGAAAACCUACCCGAGCCUCGGUGUCGGGGGUUUUUACUAGGGGUCGGCCAUGUACGCAUUAAAUACCCCCAUGGAUGACCUUAGUUAGUCAACUUUCAGGGACUCCAGAGGUCAGACUGACAUUGCGUGAUUCAAGACCCCUUUUCCCCCACUAUAAAUCACAUUGUUAGCUUAGACUAUGCCGUGGCCCAAAGCCCCAGGUUUGCUCUCUCCGGGGGCCCUGCAAGGACCCCUAAGUUCCUCACUAUGGAGAUAGCUUCCCUCCAGAUGGGCCCGGAGUUUUUGGUGCAAUCUCUCACCUUAGUGCUGCCAGGCCAUCAGGUGCCACCCCUUUGUGAUCUGUGCCUGCCUUUUUGUGAGAAAAGUCGAAACAGUUCCCCCAUCGGGAGACGCUGCCGUGUCUUUGAACUACCUGGGAACGUAGGUUCUUGAGGAAGUAGAGCUUGAACUCUGGAGAGAGAAACAGCCAGCGGCUUCCCUGUCUGGUCAAACACAGAAAGAUUUCUUUUUAGUCUCCAGCACUGGAGAGAACUUUAAAGUUAUGCAAAUAUCAAGCACAUAAAGAUCUGUUGUCAUGAUUUGGGGGCCCAGGAAUGGGCCCUCUCGUUUGCAAAGCUGCGGAGGGUACAGGAAAUUUGCUGGGGCACCAGGGACGCAUAUCUGGAUGGGAAUCAAGAAAACAGCCCCAUUCAUCAGGUGUGUGGGUUAAUCUGACGGACGAAGUUGAUAUUAAUCAAAGGCCUCUAGCAGGAAAGGAUUCUGGAUGUUUCCCAAAGAGUAAUUUAUCACCAGAGAGUGAGGACUGAUGACUUGGCCCCAAUACCCAGCUGUCCGCUUGGGGGACGGCCUGUGUGGACUCAGCCUCCCCACCCUUUGGGGAUAAUCACUGAGCACCACUGUAACUUGUAAGAGCCCAGAUGUGGAGGACCUCGGAGGCCCGUGCACGGCUCUGACCUCGCAGAGGGGACAAAGGCUCAGAGGACCACAUGGGACUGGUUUUCUAGGGUCAUGCCAGCAGGUCUGGCAGGAGGAAAACGGGCCGGAGAGCCAACGGACCAGAGCCUGAAAUCCACAGUCUCCUGGAGUUUAAGGGGGACUUCCCCCCACCUUUAACUGAAUAAGUCCUGAUUGGGGGGUGCUUAGGGCAAUGGGGAGGCCUCAGGGUGCUCCCACACUGGAGUUCCUACUUAUUUGUGCAUGUGUGGCCACCAGUGCUUCACUGAUGAGCUCAAAGAGAUGGGACAGUUAUUGUCCCCCAGCUGAUGAAGGAGACUGUAGAGUUACACGGGUGUCAU
Rhinolophus ferrumequinum (greater horseshoe bat) is the source of this 3930-nucleotide messenger RNA. It is a transcript of the gene HHLA1, whose product is annotated as HERV-H LTR-associating 1. NCBI's taxonomy places the organism in Eukaryota, Metazoa, Chordata, Mammalia, Chiroptera, Rhinolophidae. The record is from RefSeq and is a predicted model, not a curated record. Bases 146 to 1795 code for a protein of 549 amino acids. The transcript has 18 exons.